GUGUUUGUGUCUGGUCUGUUGGAAUGGGAAGGUGUGUCGGUAUGUUUACACGGAAGUGAGAUUAAAGCGCGUCUCGUUGAGCUUCAAUGACAGCAGAGGCUUGCAUCACAGCUGGUAACUCAACAUGGCACCAAAAGACCCUCUCCUCGGCACUCUCAAAGUGUGUGUGCUGAACCUGCAGUCAGAUGGAGAGAUCGUGACUGACUCCAACCCUCACCUCGCUUCCUGCUGUGAGCUUCUUGAGCUGGUCCUCAGGAAGGGGCUCCAACAGCCAGUUCUGAGUCUGGUACACAGAGACUACUGGCACUGUUUUGAACAAAUACCCCAACAAGAUACCUGCGGCAGGCUGUCUGCUCUGUCCUUGGCAGUGGAGCAGACCAGAGUCUGCAGGAAGCUGCUCUCAGCUCAGGGCCGAGGUCGCUACCUGCUCAGAGUGGCCCUCAGCCGCAAGGCUCUGCCUCAGUUCAUCAAACACCUGCUGCAUACAGCCAGAGUCCUGGAGUGGUACUGCCCCCAAAUGUCCAUUCUCAGGAAUGAAGAAUUUUUGGAGCCUUUUAUGUCGCUGCUGCUGGUCCUCUCUCACGUGGACUUCAAACUGGACAUGGAGAAUUGCAGUUUUCUGGAUGAGAGCUGGCUCCUACCGGUGUGUGAGACGUAUGAAGUAGUGCCCUGUCGGGAGAUGGGGAUGGUGUUGAGGUAUCUCAGUGGACGUGUCUUCGUUCUUGAGCUGAUACCUGGUAGUCAGGCUCAUGUUGACAAGUUUAUCAGUCCUGGCGACGUCAUUGAUGAGAUCAACGGCACCUCACUGAGGAAUUCUAAAAUUGGACAGGCAGGAGUUGUUAUGUCUCGGCUGAAGGGCUGCCCUCUGUCCAUCUGUGUUUUGCGUUGGCGGGCUCAGGAUGGAACAGUGUUUAGACCCCUUAUCAAACCUCUACAGGCCCUGAGGAUAGAGAACCCCACCCUUCAACUUGGCCCCGCUCCAUCCCAGCAGUGUGCCACCACAGAGCGGCAAUCUGCACCAUCACAGUGUCUCAAAGAAGGGAGGAUUGUGCAUAUAGUGCAGUUUUUGGGCAAAGCAAACAUAGGAAUGAAUGGAGGCAAGGAGAUACUGCAGCAAGUCAUCCCACAAGUUUUACAGAAAAACCUGCCAAGCAAGGAGGUGCUUCUUGACCUGAAGGAAACACAUUUGACUUGCACAGACAGAAGCAGUAAGCUGGAGCUGUUUGACUAUCACUACCCAGAGAUUUCAUGUGUAGGGAGAUUCAGUCAACAUGACUACACCAUAUUUGCAUUCUGUGUGGCAGACUCCCCCAGAAACCCCUCAGUCCACAGGCUUCUGCUGUGUGGCGCUCAGAGCCAGCACCAUCAAGGACUGUGAGGACAUAGUCUGCCGUAUAGCUACUGGAUUCAAGCAUACCGAGUGGUUUGUAUGACAGUCACCCAACAUGUCUACUUGAUCCUUGGGGAGGGCCUGUAAAUAAACUUCAAGUGUUAAAAACA
Labrus bergylta (ballan wrasse) is the source of this 1500-nucleotide messenger RNA. RefSeq lists its product as uncharacterized. Lineage: Eukaryota; Metazoa; Chordata; Actinopteri; Labriformes; Labridae. The record is from RefSeq and is a predicted model, not a curated record. Gene Ontology annotation, molecular function: protein binding.